This is a messenger RNA of Octodon degus (degu), 2011 nucleotides long. It is a transcript of the gene Fas, whose product is annotated as Fas cell surface death receptor. The record is from RefSeq and is a predicted model, not a curated record. Gene Ontology annotation, molecular function: protein binding; tumor necrosis factor receptor activity. Gene Ontology annotation, cellular component: membrane raft; CD95 death-inducing signaling complex; external side of plasma membrane. The transcript is spliced from 9 exons. Lineage: Eukaryota; Metazoa; Chordata; Mammalia; Rodentia; Octodontidae. Gene Ontology annotation, biological process: motor neuron apoptotic process; negative regulation of apoptotic process; activation-induced cell death of T cells. Bases 606 to 1601 code for a protein of 331 amino acids.
AGGGGUUUCUCUGAACAUCUCGUGUCACAGCCACAGGCCAGGAGCAGAGUGCCGGAUGAGGUCUUCCUCUCAGCGCUCCGCAAGGAGCCCAGGCUCGCACCGUGCAAGAUCGCUGGGCUGGAGUCCCAGGCUGGGCUCACGCCGUGCCCAUCCUCCCCUGGACGAACCGCAGCCGCGGCGGCGGAAGGGCAGCACCCCGCCCCGCGGGACCUCACCUGAGCCUAGCCGCCGGCCCACUGGGGAAGCGCCCGGGCGGGGAAUGCCCAUUUGUGUAACAAACCCUGACUCCUUCCCCAUCCCGGCCUCCCCUGCGCUUGCCAAGUUGCCGAAUCGAGGGCGCCCGGCGCACCCUGCGCUCCCGGCCACGCUGCCCCGACCCCGCCCGCCGUUCCUGAGGUCUAUCUGGUCUCUCCGCAAAGCAAACAAGUGUUUCUAAACUGCGUCCGCGGAGAGGGAAGCGUCUCAGAGUAACUUGGCCGAGCCCGGCGGCCGGCCGGGGACACAACGGGAGUUGGACUUUGGCGGGCGGUGCCGCUUCUCGGUUGGGCGACCCGCGCGGCUCGGACUGGACCGGCUCGUGCAGCGCCGCGGCUCGUUCCCCAGCCAUGCCCAGGACCCGGGCUCUCCUGCUCGCGGUAUGCAUCUUCAUUGCUGGACCAUUGCCCCAAACUGUGACUGCUCUAGCGACUGAUACCCGCUCUGAAGGGCUGGAAUUGGGGAACAAAGUCUCUAAUGGAAAUGCCCAGUGCACAGAAGGCUUGCAUCCUGCAGGUCACUUCUGCUGUCUCCCUUGUCCUCCUGGCAAAUGGAAAGUUGCUGACUGUAAAUCUGAUAAUGGUGAACCAGUCUGCGAGUUCUGCAAGGAAGGGGAAGAAUACACAGACAAGGAGCAUUAUUCCUCUAAAUGCAGGCGCUGUACCUUCUGUGAUGCAGCACAUGGCUUAGAAGUGGAACGAAAUUGUACCCGAACCCAGAAUGCCAAGUGCAGAUGUAAAGCAAACUUUUACUGUAGCACUUCUGUGUGUGAGCACUGUGACCCCUGCAUCACGUGUGAGCAUGGAAUCAUUGAAAAAUGCACACCAACCAGCAACACCAAAUGCAAAGCAGGAGCUACAGGUUCGAACUUGUGGUGGUUGUUUUUCCUCAUAAUCCCAAUACUCGCGCUAGCUUUCGGGCUGUAUAAGCACUAUAAGAACAACCGUCUUCGCAACGAACGUCUGCACUCACCUCUUGAAAUAGAAAAAGUGCCACUGAAUUUUUCAGAUAUUGACUUCAGCAAAUACAUACCUAGGAUUGCUGAACUAAUGAAAAUAAAUGAAGUUAGAGAGCUUGUUCGAAAGAACGGUGUCUCUGAAGCCAAAAUAGAUGACAUCAAGAAUGACAGUUCCCAAGAUACGGGGGAGCAGAAAGUUCAACUGCUUCGUAGUUGGUAUCAAGCUCAUGGGAAGAAAAAUGCAUACAGGACUUUCAUUAAAAUUCUCAAUGAAGCCAAAUACACGGCUCAUUCGCAGAGAGUUCAGACUAUCAUUGAGGCAGACAUGAGAAACAGCCAUGAAAAUUCAGACUCUGUGGGUGAAAAUGAACACCAGAGCUUUGCCUAGAGUACAAGACAAUGAACUCAGUUUUGAUUGUAUGGUCAGUAAACAGAAAAAUUAAUGUGAAAAAUGUUUUUAAUUGCAGAAGGCUGUAAAUAUUGCUUAAGUUUUUCAGGGGAUGUUCUUUUUUUUUUUUUUUUUUUUUUUUUUUUUUGUUCUGAGGACCGAAACCAGGGCUUACAGCUUGGUAGGCUAGGGUUCUACCACUGAGUCAAAUCUCUAGCUCCUUGCUUGACUUUUUAGUGAGUGCAUCUUAUUUUUCUGUUUAUUAAAUUUGUAGAACCAGUAAUUGAUUUAUAAAUUUUAAAGAUAUUGUAAUUCAGCCUUUAAGAAUAUUCAAAUUCUGAAUGAGAAGACAGACCCAGUCAAGGUUAAAUGUAGGGACUGGGGAGAUAGCUCAGUAGAAUAAACACUUG